Molecule: messenger RNA, 657 nt
Organism: Prorocentrum cordatum
Lineage: Eukaryota; Dinophyceae; Prorocentrales; Prorocentraceae
Source: the annotation of a GenBank genome assembly
GCAGAGCCUGGACCCCUGGCCGUGCACUGCAAGGCGGGCCUCGGGCGCACCUGCACCCUGAUCGGCCUCUACGCCCUCAAGCACUACAAGUUCCCCGCCAGGGCCUUCAUCGGCUGGGCGCGCAUCUGCAGGCCUGGCAGCGUCCUGGGGCCACAGCAGCAGUUCCUGCUUGACGUCGAGGCCGACAUGCAGAUCCUCCGCGAGCAGCAGACCCGCAACGCGCUGGCGGCCAAGCACGAGCCCCCGCCCAGGCCCCUGACCUUGGCGGUGCCGGAGCGGGGCCACGAGGUGUACCACCCGGGCCACCCGACAGCGUGCAGGGCCGCCGUGAUGCCGAGGGUCGCGCACCCCGUGCCCGCCUGGAGGGUGCAGCAGGUGCACCAGGUGCACCCGUGCUACACGGCGGGGGACCUGGGGCAGGGUGAGCACCUGGUGGGCGCCAAGCGCCGCGGCUACGGCGCACCCGUGGAGCCCGUGUCCACUGUGGGCGGGAGGCCGCUGGAGCCGCCGCAGCCCGUGGAGCCGCCGGCGGCGGCUGGCAAGGCGCACCCAGGGUUCGCCUGGUCGCUCGUGCAGGGCUCCCCGCCCGGCUGCCAGAAGGUGGAGGCUGGCGUGCUGGUGCCCAGGGCCGCCUGGGUGCCCUGCGCGGGCGCCUGA